UACGGAGGGGGCCACAGCAAGUGCGACGACGGUAUCGCGCUGUGUGUGAGACAGCCAAGUGUGACUUCCGAUGUGUUUACGUACAGUCCGUGCGUGGCCGGCUGUGGAUGGUAUGGUGCCGCGUGCUUAGCGUGUACACGGUAUUCUCGUAACACAUUCUGGGUCCGGAAACUUUGUGAAGAUUUGAAGGGAAAAAAAGGUUCUUUUUCACAUGAUUCUCUGACUGGAUUACCGUCCAUUCUUUGCGGGACGCUGAAGGCAGGCCGUGUGCAAGCAGCACAGCUGUCCAGAAGGUGGAAAUAUGGCUCACAGUCGGACUAAACUUAACUGGAAGUCGGGAUAUUGUAUGGGAAUUUCACGUGUUCCGCUGUUCUGUCUGGUGGUGUGUGUUCUGAGUUUACUCAGUCCGUCAACUCUGGGCCAAGAUGUACCUGAUUUCAACCCUGUGUACUUCACUUCAGAACCUUCAAACAUUAUAGCCGUUCCAGGCUCUGCGGUUACACUGAACUGUUCAGUAUAUUCCCUUCUAGUGCCUACAAUUAGCUGGACCAAGGAUGGCAGUGCGGUUCCGGCAGAUGACCCAACCAAGAGAGUACAACCCAGUGGAGCUCUGCGUAUAGCCCCAGUCUCCCUAGAUGAUGAAGGCUCGUAUCAAUGCAGUGCUGAAUUGGAGGAGGGAGACUUUUUUGCAAGUUUGAGUAGCAGACGAGGAGCUGUCACUGUUGCUAAACUGGUUCUCCUUGAUGGCCCAGCAAGAACCGCAGCAUUCAAUGGAGACACAGUGUACUUUGAGUGUAAUUUCAACUCAGUCCCAGCAGCAGAAAUAAGUUGGUUGAAAAAUGGCCAAGUUCUGGACCUCACUGAGGAACGGAUCUCUGCCCGGUACACCCUGCUACCUAGUGGUGGCUUGGAGAUUAGAGAAGUACGGUCGGCAGAUGUAGGAACAUACCUAUGCCGAGGAACUAACCAGCUGAUCACGACACCUGUACAGAGCUUUGGUGCUGACCUUACCAUCAACCCUGGAACAAAUCCUUCCUCACAAUUUAACUUCAUCAGGACACCUCAGGAUACUGAGGCACCUGUUGGACAGACCAUUGUCUUGGAAGCUGCCACCAAUUUGCCAGCCAUCUUCACCUGGUUCAAAGAUGGAUCAGAGAUAAUCAUUGUUGGAUCUGGUACUGAGGAUCACUACACCCUAUUAGGCCAAGGCAGUCUCGAAAUCAGGCAAAUUGGAGAGAUUGAUACAGGACUCUACCGUGUCUUGGCAACAUCCAUUGCUGAUGGCACAGCCCUACCAGUAGAUCACACUGUCAAAGUCACAGCAUUAGUGCCACUGAAGUUCAAUAUCCAACCUGUGAACACCUACACCAAUGUUGGGUCAUCGGUGACUCUCAACUGCAAUGCGUACGGCAUCCCUGGCCCCACCACCACCUGGUACAAGGAAGGAGAGGAACUAGAGCCGGGUGAUAUCUACCUGGUCAGUGCAGGAAGCUUGACCAUUGAGCAGGUCAUCCAGGAGGAUUCUGGGAUAUAUCAGUGCGUUGCCGACAACCGACUGGAAAACAUCCAGGCUGCAGCUGAGUUGAUUGUACUCAGAGAAGGUGUUCCCAUCCCAACUCGCCCCCCUACGACGACCGUCACUACCUUGCCAGCACCCCCACAACCAAUAACCACAAAAUCUCCCCCCGGCCCAGCAGACACAGGACCGGUACCCACCAAGCCCCUGGAACUUGAAGCUACUGAUAUCCAGGCUCAGUCCUUCCGAUUGACAUGGAGGGAGCCGAGCCAGUUAAAUGGAGAUCUGCAGAGCUACAGAAUAUAUGUCAAAUGGAAUGACGCCCAAAAGGUUGAAAUCGUGCGUGACUUGAGUCAACUGGCAAAAGUCAUCAGCGAUCUGAUCCCAGAGACGACAUACAGGGUCACCAUCCUUGCUAUAAACGAGAAUGGCGCUGGAGCAUCGUCAGAUAUCCUUGUUGUUGAGACUUUGCCACAUGGGGAGUAUCUAGGGCCUCCAACCAGUGUACGUGCCCGACCAGAGGAAGGAAGUUGUACUGCUCUCUUGGUAACAUGGCAAGCCCCUCAAGGAGAUGUCUUAAACUACAAGGUCUAUUAUGCAGAUCUUAGCGCUGGGGUGUCCCAAGAACUUGAACUGUACACAGAGCAGAACUUCUAUCUGAUCACUGGCCUGAAACCAUAUACAAACUAUGGUUUGCGUGUGGUCGGAUACAAUAUCAAUGGACCUGGCACAUCAUCUGAGAACCUUGAGGCCUCAACAUCCCAGUGCAAACCCUCAGGUAUCCCUGACAACAUUUCCGCAGAAGCUGACUCGACAACAUCAAUUACAGUAACCUGGGAACCACCACCUGUCAAUCAACGCAAUGGUCUGGUUAACGGAUACAAGAUGAAGUACCGUACGAAAGAGAAUGGGAAGCGGACUCACUCAUUGAUCAUCGAUGGCAAUGAGAGAUCUUACACCAUAUCAGGGUUGGUAAGAAACACCGCUUACGAAGUCAGAAUGGCUGCGUACAACAACAACGGCACUGGGCCCUACUCUGACUGGAUCGAGAUUACCACCCUUGACAUUGACAAGAAUGAGAAUCGCGUACCCCCACAACCGUUAUCUAUCAGGACCACCACAACCCAUAACAGAAUCGACGUGUUUUGGGAACCCCCAUCGGAUGACUCUAUCAUGGUGCGGGGUUACAUCCUUGGCUAUGGGGCGAGUGUUCCAGACUCCUUGCUGGAGCGUCUGCCUAGCUCCGAAACCCAAGUCAGCCUUACAAACCUCCUUCCUAGUACUCUGUAUGUCCUCAAACUCCGAGCGUUCAAUAAGGUCGGUGAAGGGCCGUCCUUGUAUAUUGACGUACAGACGAAGCAGCCUACGAUAGGCCCUAGCCCAACAAGGAUUAUACACGUAACUACAAGAACAGCCAAACCUUCUGUGCCAAUGGAACUCAAGGCCACCGUGACUUCACCCAAUUCUAUCCUCUUGACUUGGAGGGACCAGGAUUACAGUCCAGAUGACAAACCUCCUGAUAGAUACUACAUCGUCCAGUACGAGACUUCUAGCAAGGUGAUGUUCGAGAACUCCUCUGAUACCUCCAUCGCAAUCAACAAUCUCUCUCCGUACACAAAGUACUUUUUCACAGUGGUAGCUGUUUCAGGAAAUCGUGAGAGUGGAGUCAGCAUGCAGGCAUUUAAUACUACUUUUGAGACUGCUCCAACCUCUCCACCAAGAUCACUAACAAUUGAUGAUGUCAAGAACUCAACAACUACCCUGGAAUUGAGGUGGCAACUGCCCAAGACUCCCAAUGGUCAGAUCACAGGAUACACCAUUUAUUAUUCUGCCAUCGAUUCAAGGGAGGAUUCUGACUGGACUGAUGUGACACUUGAUGGGGAGGAAGUAACUACAUUGAUCUCCGGGCUGACUUCAGGCACCAUUUACUAUUUCAAGAUCCAAGCUCACACCAGCAAGGGAGCAGGUCCUAUAUCGGAGGUUGUGUCUCACACUACACCGGUCGGUAGACCAGUAGAACCUGGGCCUCUCAAUCCAGCUUUGGACUUGCCCACAAUACCUCUGCUGCCUGACAGGCCUCUAAUACCUGCCAGACUCCCAAAGCCUACGGCAGAAGAAGAGCCUACAUCACCACCUCCACUGGCCAAUGCCGAGGCGAUGGGUUUCCCAUGGUGGUUGUGGUUGGUGAUCAUCUUAGCCAUUCUCUUCAUCAUCAUCAUCGCUGUGCUGUUGUUGCUCUGCUUCCUCUGUGGCUGCUGUGCCUGCUGUGCCGACUGCUGUCCCUGCUGUGCUGCCCUGUGUGAAGACGCCUGCGGUUGCUGUGCACCAUUUUGCGGCCCGCUUGCUGCCUGCAUCGCAGCGUGCUGCCCUUGCUGCUGUGAGGAUGAAGAUGAUUGUGCCAAGUGCUGGUUGAAGUGUUGCUGUGGGGCUGCAGCCUGUGUCUGCUGUGGUCAUUCAUACAGAGAACGUAGAAAGGCCAAGGGCUCUGCCAAUUUGGUCGGCUACCAGUCUGUGUCGCAGAAUGGCAAGGUCAGUGGCACUGUGCCUCCUGAUCUUUGGAUCAACCAUGAAGGUGUAGAGAUGAAGAAAGUUGAUGGCAAGAAAGGUGGGAUAGCUGUCAACUCAAAGGCAGAGGAGAGAGAGCGAUUGGAGCAAGGCGGAGGAGUGGACCAGCAACGAGACCAAGUCCAAGAGACGUCUUUCACCCAGUCCUCAGUACAAAACCAGCAAGAGUCACGUAUGCAGGAGUGUAUGGAAGAACAAACAGGGUCUAGCAACAGACAGAGCCAGUACGAAACCCCCACCCUGAUAUCUGCUACAUCACAUCGGUCAUCUCUGGAAUCAGAUCUGCAUGUAGGAGGUACUGGUUCUGGUGCUGUUCAUUAUGCAACAGUAGAUGAAAUGCGUCGAAAGAAAAGCAGCCUGAAAGAAACGAGACAAGAAGCAGCUAACUGGGGCUCAAUUGGUAAAGCUAACCCCCGACCCUUGACCCCCAACCCUGAAGCAUCCCUCUUUGGUCCUCAAGUUCCCCCUCCUUAUCAACGCAUCGGCUGUAUUAAACGCGGCCAGCGCCCUAACUUUACAGAACAAGAUGCUAACACAGAUACCAUACCAUUGGGAUCCAGUGCUGAAGACUUUGCCAGACAGAGAGCACCAUCAAUAACAAUUUCUCCGCCCCAGACUCAAACACAGACCCUGAACCGAUCAGAGGUCCAGAACAGAGCAGCUGGAGGUACAACCCCACGAUAUGCCACAUGGGGUGCUAAGACAAUUCAAAAUGACCGUCAGCAAUCCAAUGUUAACUACAACACCACCAAUAUCCACGUUGAAGACGUCCGUAACAACUACACAGCCAAUGAUGGCUUUUCCACCCUGCGUGAUGGUGGUUACCAAGGAAGCAUGGGUGCCAAUGGACAAACCUACAGCACAUUGGACAGGCAGACAUCAUACAACAAUGCCCACUCCGGACAGAACCAGAUUAUCACAUUCCCAGAGCAAAAUGCCGGCCCUCAACCCUUCACCAUCACGUUUGAAGAGACUACAACAUCACAUUCUGUGGAGAAGUCGGUACCCCUACCAGAUGGGACCAGCUUCAAGACAUCCUCCAGCCAUCAGACCUUUUCUAAAUCUUACUCAACAUCUGAUGCCGCACAAGACCAGAAUCUACAAGCCAUGUUGCAAGGAGGGAUAGAAAAUGGACCACUAGCGAUAGAAAUCCCAUCAACAACCAAUACAGCGUUGCCAGCUAUCGCUGCUGCUCCAGUCUACCGCUCAGCAAGCUUCAAUCCAAUCCCUCAGGAUAGUCCCUCGACUGGCACCCAGUCCUCUAGCAUCUCCAAUACCUUGGGUCGUUCCCCCCCGCCUCCCAAUUACAACUUCAUCACUUCGGAGAACGCCUCUGCUCAGACCCAAUCCAGUGGCUAUGCCAGUGGAAGUAUCAGUGCCAACAAUCGCGGCCGUACCUCUAGUAUCGGUGCAUCCUCUGUGGAUAGUAUGGGUUAUCGUAGUCGUGGAGCAGAUUCCUAUCUCAGCACACAGGAUCAGCGGAGUAACUUUGGAACAACCUCACCAGUCAGUAUCCCAGCUGCAAGCACAUCUCCCUACAGCUCCAAUUUCCAGACCUAUGAGUCGUAUCGUUCAGAGGAACGGGACAACAGUUAUGGACGGUCAGCGUCGGACCUCUACGAUGGGUCACCAGAAAUCGGUGUGACACGUCCAAAGGCUGGCUUCCAUACCAUUGACCGUUCCACAGGCUUCAAUGCUGACAGUGCGUAUGGUAGCCCAACCAGCUUUGGCAAUGGAUUUGGUUCCUAUGGAGGUGCAAGUACUCUUGGAAAACAACCCUCAGGAAGUCUGUCAGUCCCCUCUGCCCGUCCGGGGCACUCUUACCAGGCUAGUGCUUUUCAAAACACCUCCGAGUCUUUCAGAUCCUACAACAGCGGUAAUGUUGGAACCAGAGGAACCUCUCAGUUUUCCUUCAACAAUAACAAUGCUAGCACUGAGGAGUUGCCAUCCAGGCUCGUUGAGGUAGAGCAUGCUGAAGUACAGACACCUAGCAGGUUCAACAGCAAGUCAGACCUCCUGCAGUCCACUAGCUCUUCCCUAGGUGGUGGGUUUGACCUCUCAACCCCGACCCGACCCCUACGACGUUCCAUGUCCGUGGACAAUGAGUUUGGACUGAAUAACGAUGGCUAUUGGUCAGGUAGCAGCAAGACCAACUUGCUGUCUGGGUACCAGACCCAGAGAGAGACAAAGGAAAGCAAGGAAUACAGUCUGUCCAGUGGGACCGAGACUCAACGUGGCAGGUCACGUCACAUCGGAGACAGGACUUAUGGGGGAAUAAGCUCUCGCUCACGCUCACUGGAUAGGUUUGGAGACCGUGAAGACCAUCACGUGUCACCAGUCGGUGGUUAUGAUUAUCACUCAUCCACCCCAAGACAACACCAAAUGGAUCGACCUGCUUAUAUGUACCCUACAAACACCACAUCGUCAGGUUACCAUAGUGAUACUAACACAACCAGUUCCCAUGACGAUGGCUCAAGCACUCAAGGGUCGACGUCUCGGGGUGGGAACCCCUUGACGAGUUUUAGCGUCCCCGGCCCACCUCCUAACUACCAAGCUGCUAAAGUCAAGAUCCAGGCUCCAGCCUACAGCCCACUGAAGCGGAACCAGCAGGCGGGUGUGGCCAGAGUUAGACACCAGCCUUUGCCUGUUGUGACUCCUAGGGCUCCCGAUGUGACCUAUCGAGGAGUUGGAGAUGGAACCAGCCCAGGGACGGCUAACCGUUCCUUCAGCUCAGAGGAUCUAAACACUGAGAUGUUGAAUCUUGAGGGUCUGAUGAAAGAUUUGAAUGCCAUCACUGCCUCUGAACUGCAAAGCUAGAGAAUAAGCUUUCCGUGUCCUGCCCUUGCUCCGCAACUGCUCCGCCCCCUUUUCCCUCCACAUCUCAACCAUUUGUAAAUACUCACUUAUCUUGUAACUUUUGUGAACUAAUGCAAGAAUUCUGGUUAAGACGCAGUCGUGUAAGUGACCAUCAUGUGGCAGUUUUUAUAAGCUGGGUUAUGAUAUUACCAAUGCUGCGAUUAGAGGUCACUCUCUCACGUAGUUUUGAUGAGGUGAUUAAGUUAAUUGCACUGUUUUUAGGGCAUGUUUUUUAUAUAACAGUGACUGUAUUGCACCUGUAGCUUUUGUAAAAAUUGUCAAAGGUCUCUGAGCUGGAUGGACGAAUGUGUAAUCAGCAAUAUCAGAUUAUUGCCAAAACGUACUGUAUAGAAGGCUAAUAACGAGGGCACCUUACUGAUGGUGUUUUUGUAAUUGGUGAUUAUUUGUUGGAUGUUCUUCACACAAACACACAAAAGUAUUGCACAGAAAAAUCACCAGACUAGGUUAGGGGGCAAUUUUAAAAGAUUAUUGUACACCAAUUUGGUUUUGGUGUAUUUUUGAUUAACUGAAUAUUAUUGAUCAGUUUGUUACAAUUACUGUUACUUUUUUCUGACCACAAUCUUCGUAUAUGAAAAUGUCAGAAUACUUUUUUCUGCAAGUGCUUUUAAUCAGGGUAUGCUUAGAUGUCUAGGUAUAAAAAUAUUGUGAUAAUGGUCCACUUUUGUCGAGUGCUUAACAUUGCCCCGUAAAUGGUGCUGUUUCGGAAAGGAACUAAACAGUGGUGUAUUUAUUUUUGUGUUGUAACCAUUUUAACAAGUGAGGAUAAAUUGUACUUUUAUUUGUGAAUACAGAGGUGUAUUUUCACAGGAUUUGUUCGAGCUGUUUCUGAAGACAAACUGCUGUCCUGGCCCACAUUUGUGACUGACUGUAGUUCUGUCACCAGCAAGGGACUUUCUCUUUCGAUUUAUAAAGGCGCACCCUCUUUUGACAAGAUUGAAAUUGCAAGGUGUUGGGGCAGUAACCUUUACAGUACUUGCCAAACUACAGUUCUGCUCAAUACAUUCAACAAUUUAAAUAUUCUGUUGAGUGAUAAAAUAAGAAGAUAUUUACAAAAGAGUGGUUGCAUUUAUUCAUUUUUUUGUUUUUAGAAAGAUGGUGACACUACUGUACCUUUCAAAUUGUUAGAUAUUGUUUCAGUGGAUAUUUAUGAGAAAUGAGUUUGACUGGGUGAUCGUGCCCUUUGAAUUUAAAUGUAAAUUGUAUCUUGAUUGCAAGUUUUCCUAUUUUAGGGAGAUAGUGCUGAUUUCAAGCCACAAAUGAUAACUAGCCAUUUUCCAUUGAGCCUAUGUGCAUAAUGUGUACUGUGUACAGAAUGGAUGCGUGAAUAUUUUGUAAAAUGGCGCUGUCACAUGGAUGUGCAUGUGAUGUGUCAUUACAAAGUGAAAGCAGCACUCUCUUUGAGAGCUAGAAUGUCUGUAUAGACUCGGUCAUCGUAAGACAACACUCACUUUGAGAGCCAGAAGGUCUGAGUGGUUACAAAGCAGCACUCAAAGCUUUUACUUUGCUAGAACUCGAUGGUCCUCAUGUACUGCCCAUUAUUGGCACUGGUUUAUACUUUGUUUACUUGAAACAGUUUUACUGGAUUUAUUAAAUAUAGAAAUACCUCAUUGCUUAGGCAAUCUUUGUUUAGGUGGGCAUCUUGUUUUGAAGAAUGGAAAUUAAUUUCAGUCAAUUUUCUUGAAUUGUUUCCCUUUUAAAUAAAUACUGAAGGCUUAGGGGCAAUAUUAAAGAACUGUUAUUCUUGGCUUUUUGACAGAAGUAUUUGUUUUGAAUAUUAGUUCAUGUACAGUUGCCUUUCAGUUGUCAGAUCUUUUGUUCAAGAAAUGGCUUAGUUUAUCUAGCCAAAUUGAGAUAUUUGUAUUUACUCCCAAACUCUGAAAGUAGCCUGCUUGAAUAGAUCUUACUUGUUUUCCUUCCCAGCAUUUCAUCUAUUUUUUAUACUCCUAAAUUAUUGCCCUUUUUGUUUUAGUAACUUGUAAUAGUGCAUAAGUUAUGGGUGUAAAUUAUAACGUCGGUGGCAGUUGGAUUAAAUUAUUAAGCUGAUUUGUUAAUACAAAUACUUGCAAGUACAGUCUCUAUAGAAAACUGUAAAAGUACUCUAAUCAUUACUCAUUUAUUAACAGAUUAUUUCUCUCAAAACAGUUCAGUUGUUGUAAACCUUAAGUGUAAUUUCUGUGCACCCCCUUGCUCUGGCGGUAUCAGUACAUUUGUCAAAGUUUAUAACCCAGUUUUUACCAGCACAGUUUGAUCAUGAAGCUGACUUGGUAUGUGUGGUUGCCCAGGCCAUCAAUUCAUUUACAAACAUCCAUUAGUACAUCCUAGCCAGACCAGGAGGGAUUGCUUGUGUUGUUGCUAUGCAAGUAACUGUUAUGAAUACAACUCCUUGUGAUUUUUUGUUGAAGGUUUUAUUCUGACAUAGGUUAAAACAAACAUUGAACUCUGACCCCAGAUUGAUGGCAUGCCCCCACGUGAAUUGUUUGCAGUACUCAGAGGGUUUUAAAGUUUAUUUAGAUAGUGAAAACCUCAGCUUAGAUGAUUUACAGCUCUUGGGGGAACCAGUACUAAAACAGAACGCAUCUUGAAUAUCUAAUGACAGAAACUAAAACAAAGUUUGUUCAAGAGCCUCUUUCAUGAAAGGUAAACUACCUAGCAAAUGACAAAGUUUCAAAGACCAAAUUGUCACCGCUGUCAGAGAUCAGAGUUCAAUGUAUGCCAUUUGUUGUCUGUCAGAAAGCUGUAGUGGUAGGACACUAAUACAUAAAUAUGUACAUGUUUAUUUCAUACUUAACUGAGUUUUUUAAGCUUGUAAAUAUUAUUUGCUUAUUUAAAAUAAGUGCAAAGGCAACACACCCUAUCACAAUGCAGCAUGCUCUGAAUAUGGUUAUAAUGCGGUUUUAAGGAAGUAUGUAAACUUUUUUAUAAUUUGAAACUCAAAUAUCUUAGGCCAUCUGUAACUGAAUGACAUGUUAGGAGUAUGGGUUUGUUCCCUUUUUUUGGCAGAACUCUUAAGUUUUUCAUUUUGUUUUGUGUUUCAUUGUACUUAAAACAGUGUCUAUGAAAAUGCACCCUUAUCUAGAUUUAACUUACAAAUAAGUACUAUCCAACUGCAGCCAGUAUACAACUUCUUCAAAGCUUGCUUUAGUCAAGAUUUAAAAAUAUUGACACAAGACAGAGACAUUGAUAAUCCAGAAGGCAUGAGUUGGGAUUACAUACAAGUAGGAAUGGAGAUGCAUGUUAUUUUGCUGUGGUCAUGGGGCACACCUUAAAUUGAUUAAUUUAUUUAGAAAUAUUCACAGAAUACAGAAAGUUUCUCUUUAGCACCAGCAGGUUACCAGCCAAGGUAUCAUAAUGAAUAUGACUUGUGGGUGAUCUCCUGCAGAAGUGUUGCUUUCCCUAUGUUUUCAUUCAUUCCUUUCUCCUUUUGAGGAGGGUAACUUCUGGCUUGAAAUUGUUAGGUUCCAUUAUUGGGUAAUGUUGCAUACUUGUUUCUUUUAUCUGUUGCUCUAAGUAGGCAUCUUGAUGUGUCCAUUUUGCUCUUUCUUUCAUCACAGUGAUCUGCAUCCUAGCCACCCCCCCCUUUCCCUAGCCAUCUUUUUUAUUCUUACCAUCAACCGGGCAAUAACUCUGAUGGUAGCAUAGGAUUUCUGUUCAGAACUCAAGCUUUGAUACUUCAGGGCUGUGUAGAGCCUCAUACAAGUACAAAGUUGAGAAUUACCAGAUCUCUUUAUAAUAAUGCAAAGGUUGAUGAAUGCACCACACCAAAUUGGGCCUUAUAUCCUGACAAUUCAAUGGAAAUUAAAAACUGCAUUUUUGAAAUGAAUAUCCAUUUUAUAAACCUUCUAAACAUGUUAAUUUUUGUCUAUGAACUUUCAAGAUUUAAACUAAUUUUAUAGUCCUAAAUUACAUGUCCUUAAUUAAUCAUGUCAGCGUAAUCGUGAUUGUCAUGACUGAAUUAGUACACACGAUGGUGUGAAACGACUAACUGGGGAACAUAUUCCAUUGGUUUCAUCUUGCAUAUGACAAUUUGCUGUUGGUUUUGGUAUUGAUUCUGUGACCUUCUGAUGUGAUUGAGGUUAGGUCAGGGGGCAAAGUUUAAUUUUGAAAGUGUCACUGUCUUUCCUGUGGAGUGUCAUCUGAAGACAGAUUUAAAGUGAGGACAAUAAUCCUACAGGUCAAGUUAUUUUGAAAAGAAAGAAUAUUUUUACAGGAAGUUUUUGGAGGUGGGAGUAGAGCAGAGGGGAGUUUAUCACUCAUGCCAGAAAGUUUGUCUCUUUUAAGGUUGUAUUGUCCAUGCUCACACUGAAGAUUGAAAUCCAUCAUUGUUGAUAUUUGAAAUGAAAUGGUUGUUGCAUGACAGAAGACUGGCCAAAAAACUACGUUCCCAUUGUGAUUGCAUUGUGAAUAAUGCUAAUUUUAGUUAUAAAGAAAAAAGACUGGGGAUUUUGCAAAAUGAAAAAUUUGAACAAUCAGGACAGAUGCAGUCUUUUGUUUUGCUCCUGUACAAACCUUGUGGUGUUUUAAUGUAUUGAAGAAAUUGCACUUGGUUUGAUAUCGUUUUCAUCUUGGAACGUCUUACAAGUAGAUGAUGUACUUUCUGUACUCCAGCAUGGACAAGACAUCCUUAAAAAUAGCUACAAGCUGCAAAUAUAUGACGUCAGCAUUGCGCAGAAUGCACCUGUUGAGAACUAAUUGAAGCAAAUUGUUCUUGUACAUAAAUACACACCAAGACUUGAAAUAUUGCAUCACCUGCUUGUCAUGCUGGGAUCUGAAUCACACUGUAUGUACAUAGAGAUAUCACUGUUGUAUGGUACCGUGGGAGUAACUCGGCUUCUUCUGUAUGUUCGGCUUGAGUGAGAUUUCAUUCUGUAGUAACGUGGCAUAAUUUUGACAAUAAAAGAAGUUUUUUUGUAAAAAA
This is a messenger RNA of Acanthaster planci (crown-of-thorns starfish), 11873 nucleotides long. RefSeq lists its product as uncharacterized. Lineage: Eukaryota; Metazoa; Echinodermata; Asteroidea; Valvatida; Acanthasteridae. Gene Ontology annotation, biological process: synapse assembly; homophilic cell-cell adhesion. Gene Ontology annotation, molecular function: protein binding. Gene Ontology annotation, cellular component: membrane; synapse. The record is from RefSeq and is a predicted model, not a curated record.